GGCUUCGAGUGGGCUUUGUUGCUGGGCCCCACAUGGGCAAUGGGUGGGCAUUGAAUGGGCUAAAUUAACAUGGGCAAUAGGUGGGCUUUGUUGUUGGGCCCCACAUGGGCAGUUGGUGGGCAUUAAAUGGGCUAUUUAGCAUGGGCAAUAAGUGGGCUUUGUUGUUGGAGCCCAUAUGGGCAAUGGGUGGGCAUUGAAUGGGCUAAAUUAAGCAUGGGCAGUAAGUGGGCUCCAGCAAGGCUCCAUUUCAAUUCAAUUCAAAAACACAAGAAUUUUACUCCCACACCUCUAAGAUGCCAUAACAUAAUAUAAACAAUACAACGUUAAUUACAAUUGAAAAUAAAAUUUCUCAAUUUUAGAGCAUAAAAGAUAAAGUUUGCUAAAGCACACAUAUUCCGAGCACAACAAAGUUUGCAAUAACUGAAAAGAAAGCAGGCAUAUUCCAGUGCAACUCCUGCAGGAUAACCAAAGCAAGAAGCAAUGCAAACUGGGAAAUCUCCACCCCCUGUGAAAUGGAUACAUUUCGCGCAGUUUCUGCUGCUUGCUGACUGACUGGCUUUUGUCUCUGCUGCCUGUGAAGAGAAGAGUGCACGCACGAGUUGGAUCACUUAACAAAAGCAACAUAUGAAAGUGCACAUGCAAAAUUAUUGCAAGAGGAACGUAGACAUACUGACGUAAGCACAGAGCCUGAGUGUUCGGACGGUAUGGGCCGGGGGAAGCGAAAAAAGCGGCCAGUUGUCAUGUCCAGCGAAGAUGAGGAGAAUGAUGACAUCCAUCCUCUUCCUCCUCCACCCGGGGCUCUGCGAACGCCUCCACCUCUUCCUCCUCCACCCGGGGCUCUGCGAACGCCUCCACCUCUUCAGCGUGCACCCGGGGCUCUGCGAACGCCUGCAGAGACGCCUGCAGCUGCCGAGUCUUUCAUCCCAAGACAAAAUAUUCGGGAUGGCAUGUUUCAGCAUAUUUUGAGACUACUGGAGGACCUGAAAGACGCUCAAGUGGAACAUGGGAGAAUUCUCCAGGCCCUCGUGCAAAAUCGUCAAAACAUGCCUGACCUAAUUCGCACCACUCCUGAAGGUUUCCCCCUAAAGACAAUUACUGAUCUAAUGUCCAUGGAGGAGAAACUGCAAGACCCCACCUUCAUGGCAGAACUGAUUGCAGCUGUGGCUGACAUUGGAGGGGCCACUGUUGACGGGGCCACCCGCCGUAUGAUGGCCUUCCUCCUUGAACACAAGUUUUCAAGAGGGUUCAACUUCUUGGGAAGAAAUGGCAAGAGGGGCUUCAAGCCCCUCAAGCUGUUUGAAGUCGUUUUAUGGAGCCUUGAAGAAGAACACGAUGACUCGUACCAUCACAAGGAAGGAUGCGGAGAAGGCAGUCCCCAAAUGGCUCAUUAGGGCUAGGGACAGGGGGGGGAAUAGACAGGCCCGUCAGGCCAGAGUAGCAGCUCCUCCAGAAAUGCCAAUCAUGUAUUUUGUUGUGGAGUUCCUUGACAACUCUGUUGGGAUUGUAAGCAACAGCUGGACUAAUGGUGACAAUUCGAUGACCUUCUGGCCACCUUAUGCAGAUCCAAAUAAAUUUAAAAUGGCUCUAUUAACACAUGCAGUCCCUGGACCAGCGUGGACCACCCACACCAUCACAGUUUUGGGCACUGCAGGUAGGACUCUCCUUUUUUCAAGAAUUGAAAAUAAUGCUGAAUGCAAACAUUAAU
Molecule: messenger RNA, 1705 nt
Organism: Neoarius graeffei (lesser salmon catfish)
Lineage: Eukaryota; Metazoa; Chordata; Actinopteri; Siluriformes; Ariidae
Exons: 6
Coding region: 705-1391 (228 amino acids)
Source: RefSeq, a predicted model, not a curated record